UUCCUGUGAAAGCUGUGCAUCGACUGUUCUACAUUUAAGAGAGUUUUUCGGACUGUAUUUCAUAUAAGAAGACAUCUUUUGGGACAACGUACGUGAUGUUAACAAGGAAGGAUAAAGUCUCCGAGAGGGUUCAGCCUACCUUUGCACUGUACCAGAAGAGUCUCGUUGCUGUCUGGAGGAUGACCACAUAGGAAGCAGACAUUCAGUGUGGGCUAGAAAACUUGGAGGAGCUUUUAUUCAAGAUGAAUAUCUUACAAGGAAAGAAAACAUACAAGGCAAAGAAGAACAGUAGGUGAAUUCACUGCAGAUGGAAAACGGGGACAACUGCUGUCUGAAGAACAAACAAAAAAGAUGGAUGCCAACAAAGUAUGGCAGUGGCGCAUUAUGUGGUGUCGACAACAUUCGAGACAUCCAGAACCUUUCCAUUGCAGCAAUAGGAUUGGAUUGGAUUUUAAUGUAGCAUCCACAACCAUCAAAAAACUGGAUAUAGGUUUAGUGACAAAUGGGGUCAUACUUGAGGUCUGUGACUUUGCUAAAACAGUAAACAAGAGUAAAAGGCAUUUUUUCACAAACAUUUUAGAGAACAAUUUCGAUCUUGAUUUGGAAAAUGAUCAACAGCGGAUUGAUUUUACAUCUCGAAUUAUGCACAAAGUUAAAAACUUGAUUAGGAAACCUCCUAAAGAUAAACAUGAAGUUUUCACUCUCUUUGACACACCAUGUAAUCCAGAAUGCUCGAGCAGCAAUGAACCGAACAUGGCAUCCACAAAGCACAAGACUGAAAGUAUCCUGGUGGAGACGGAUAACACUGAUGAUUGGGAACAUGAAGAGGAAUUACAGUGUUCACAAGCAACAUCCAAAGAUUGCAUUAAGGCAGAAAGUCUCUUGGAAGAGAUGGAUAGGGCACAAAGUGAUGACAGUGACUAUGAAGAUGAAUUCAAGUUUUCAGAAGCACAGUCAGCAGAGAAACAAAAAGAUGAUGAUUUUUCCAAGUUGUUUCCCUUUUGUGAGAAAAUUGGUCUGAACCUUGAUUUUGGGUCAAAACAAAGUCUAGAGCCAGGUUUGUUGACAAAGGGCAUAAUGUUAGAGUUAAUUCACUUCACCAGAAUUCUCACUGCAUCCUACAGCCCUAUUGUUCUGGAUGUUUUGGAGCACAAUUUUGAACUUGAUCUAAAAAGUCAACAAGAAAAAAGUCGAGCUUGGUUCAAGAUAUCGCACUUGCUGAAGAAAAGAACGAGAUUUCUCAACAUUGGUACCAAAAUAAGCCCAGAGUUUAAAACUGAGCUGUUUUCAUUCCAGACAAAUCCCUUCAAAAGACACAGAGAAACAGCUCUGUCUGAUAUGGAAGCUCCGCAAUAUCAGUUUAAGGAAGUGACAAAAAGAAGGCAGUCUGAUUUAAAAAGUAAACAGGCAAUCAAAAGGCGCAAAAGAGACAUGGAAACAAACACACUCUCUUAUCACACUCAUUUGUAUAGCAGUAGAACAGCAGAGGGAGAUCAUUGUCACACUUGUCCUGUAGGAAAGUCUGAUUCAAGACGUCAAUGUGACAUGGAACAAGAAGUAAUGGGAAACAGAGGGAAACUGUUUCUUAUCCCCUGGGAUCAUCUCAACUAAUCUUGGGCAAAGCCACAGAUUCAGGAAACGUUUGCAAACAGAAUCAGUCAC
This is a messenger RNA of Gymnodraco acuticeps, 1662 nucleotides long. RefSeq lists its product as uncharacterized. The transcript has 3 exons. The coding region runs from base 352 to 1611 and encodes 419 amino acids. The record is from RefSeq and is a predicted model, not a curated record. Lineage: Eukaryota; Metazoa; Chordata; Actinopteri; Perciformes; Bathydraconidae.